GAUUACAGUUAACGAGUUUCAGAGUCCAAGUGGAAAGUGUGCCAUGCGGCCAAGCGCCAGUUCACUGAUUAACUCCAAUCAACAGGAGACACUUUGAGCCAGCAGGUGAAGCAAAUAGACACGUAUAGCGGAAGAGUUACCUGAAGUGUCCGUAGCAGUAGCGACAUUACGGACUUUAACUAUAUUUAUCUGUUAGAUAUCUCUCACGUGAGUGUUUAAAUGUUAUGACACCUGAGACUCUGUUUUACUUCACAUUAGUGGUGACCGCUGAAGCUGCUUGUUACUUGUUGGAAUAAGGUUUUGCAUAUAAAACACCUGCUGCUUUAACAAACCCUCCAAAUGUUGAAUGAAUGCGUUUACUUUGAAUGCUUCAUUUCAUCCAUGAUCGACACAUAAUUCUUUUGCUAAUACUUUUGAGUGCAAGACUCUUACUUUGCUACUGCUCAACAGUGAUGUUUUUUUUUUUUUUUCUUUCAAGGUCAGACAGGUGUGACCACUGACACACAAGUGGGGACAGACAGAAGCCACACCUGUAAGGAGCACAGCGAUCUACACAGCAUGGCGAGCGGUGACUCAACCUCCAAAAGAGAAGACAAUUUGUCAGAGCUGAGGAUUGUGCUGAUCGGGAGAAGACGAGGGAAAGCCGGGGAAGGCAACAUUAUGAGUGCAGUGGGGAACUUCAUCCUGGGCAAAGAUGUUUUUGAUACAAACAAAAGAACAGUCCACAGCGUCAUGAGACAGGGAGAAGUGUUUGGCAGAAAUGUCACCGUGGUCAAUACACCAGACUGGCCUUGGGACAGCCCACUGAGCUCCACCCCGGUGAUGGAUCAACUAGAAAUCAAACGGGGUGUUCAUCUGUGCCCCCCGGGGCCCCACGUAUUUAUGGUGGUCAUUCAAACAGAGCACCUGGAAGAAAUGGAGAACCUGUGUCACCUGGAGGAGCACGUGUCUUUUCUCUUCAGUAACAGAUUCUGGAUGCACUCGAUGCUGCUGCUCCUAGGAGGGCACACUUCAGUCACACCAAAACUGGAGAAAACACUGGUAUGGUUUGUUGAAAAAUGUGAAUUCCGCUUUGAUUUGGUGGACAUCCACAACAGGAGUAAUGAUGAAGCGCAGGUCAGGCAGCUGCUUGACAACGUACAGCGCAUGGUGUCAUUAAACGGAGGUGGCCACUAUCCGACUGAUAGAGGUUCUCCAGUAAUCACAAUGUUCCCCAAGAUAGAUGCCAUUAUAGCCACAAACCACAACUGCCACUACAAAGUUGACGGUGGCAUGUUAUCAAAAUUACAUGAGCGGAGGAGAGAUGUUGUGGAGGAGGCAAGUGAGAAGAGGCAAAGAGCCCUUUCUGAAGAAGAGGAAUGCAGUCGCAGAAUGAAGACGCCACUGAGGGUCAUGCUCCUUGGGAAAUUCAGAGCUGAAAAGAUAACAGUUGCGAACACGAUACUGAAACAAUAUACAGGAAACAAUUCCCUGGUAGAACUUUACAAGGAUGUGGAAAUUCAGAAUAAUACAAGGUGUUGGAAGAGACUGGGAAGGAUUCCCAGUAUAAAUCUCUCGCUGGAUUUAGUGGAUGUUCCCGGCUGGUUCACCAAAAGCCCAUCAGAGAAGUUCAGAGAAGACAUGCUGGAUGGCCUGAAUCUCUGCUUUCCCGGCCCACACGCUUUUCUCCUUGUCAUCCCCCUGACAGAGACCUUCUCUGAGGAUGACAAGGAAGCUGUGGAGGAACACAUGAAGCUUCUUGGCAAAAACGUCUGGCAGCACACGCUGGUUGUGUUUUCUGGGGGGUUUUGGCUGGGAGAGAAAACAUUUCUUGAGUACGUGGAGUGUGAGGGAGAACCUCUGAGGUGGCUCAUGGAGAGGUGCGGAUACAGAUAUCAUGUCCUCGACUGCCUUGACUGGGACGACGUUUCCAGGGCAACAGAGAUGACUGGGAAGCUGGAGAUAAUGACGCUAAAAAGCAGAAGUCAUCUCAUGAUGGGAGAAAAGUGGAGACCGUGGACACUGUUUCAAAAACGCAAAGUAAAGGGGACCUUCACCAUGGAGCAGUGGAUCAAGAGAGAGAAUGAAUGGCUGAGAAGAGAGGAGGAGUGGAAAAGAAAAGAGGCUGAAUGGAAGAGGAGAGAAAUGAUGAUGAUGGAGGAGAUGGAGAAGGCAGGGUUAACGCUGCUGCCUGCUAAGAGGAGUGGCAGCAUGCAAAUCCUUGUCCCCAGUAUGAGCGGUGACAUGAUCUCCGACGCUGGGAGUUACAGGCUUUUCCCGAAGGUUUCUGACUGGCUGAGCAGGAGAUGCGACACACUCUCUUCCUCUGGCUUUGACUCCAUAGGCACCAUCACAGAGACUGACAUGUGGUCUGAGGCCGACAUAAUUGAGACCGAGGAAUACGCGACAAAUUUUGUUUGACUGACAGAUUCUGCAGGUAGGAAUGGGCCAAUUAAAGUCAGCCCCUAAAGAGUAACUCCCCACUGAAUCAUAUAAGGCAGAAUACUAAUGCUGGACUGCCUUGCAGGGGUUGUGGCACGCCCUCCCCCAUCCAGUCACUGAUGUGUCAGCAGGUACUUUUAGUUGUUAUCAAAGGAAAGUCCCUACAGCUCCAUCAGUGAUUGGGUGAACGAGUGCCACAACCUCUAGAGGGCAGUGCAGCAGAAGUUUUAUGCCGGUGUUGAGUCACUCUUUAAAGAGGCUCAUGCAGCCAAGGUGUGUGAGCCUCAGUGCUGUUCCAACAUCACUUGUGAGCACACAAACUCCUGGUAAACCAAAUAGAUUUUUGGUGUUUCUAAUGUAUCAUUUUUUAUUUAGGGGUGCAAAUACCGUGAGGUAUCCUGUUUUAACUCUGGAAUUAUUUUAUGUACAAAAGUGUGGGUCUGUCAACUACUUAUUUUGAUUUUCUUGUAAACUGUAAAUUGUAGGAGUCCUAAUAGCUAAGUAUGAGAAUCCAUAUUCUUAAUGUCGGUCUGUUUUUUAUUCAAAGGCAAAAUGCUGACUGCCAUUGGUUUUACAUUUGUCUCUUUUGAUAAGCUAAGGAUAGAGUUUGUAUUUAUGUAUUUACUUGCUCAGUGCUACAUCUGGUGGCCACUUCCGUCACUGGGUGGCAGGCACAGGGGAAGUUCGCCUGUUUAUUUGUGCUAAUAUCAUUUUAGAUUCUUAAAUCGUACAGUUGUAUUUGCUGCUCCAUGCGAAUGUAAUACUGGUCUACAGCUGAAAACAUUUCCACUAUUUUGGAAGCGAGUGGGCUGAAAAGAGCGUUGGAAGUGAAACCAACACUAACAUGCGUUGUGCAUCAUUAAAAAUAAUUUUUUCAUCUUUGCGGCGCCACUCAAAAUUGUGUUGUUUUCCCAAUUUAUAUCUACUUCAUUCAUUUUGGAGCAGUACUCUCCUGGUGAAGCUCUUGUUCUUGCAACAGGGAAAGAUUUGAUGGACCAAACUGAGCGCAUGGAGCAGCAAAUACUACUAUAUGGUUAAGAAUCCAAACUAUCACUUUAAGGUUUGCCGUGGUACUUUUUUUUUUCUUUUUAGUCUGGGGUGUUUGUUCCUGGGGUAAAGAGAAUUUGUCUUGUAUACUGGCAACUUUUUGUAAGAUGUAAGAUUUUAUUUUUUGUAUUUUGUAAGAUUUUUAUUUUAAGGACUCAUGUUUUUAGCACAUCAGCAUUUUGAGCCACACUGACUGUUUUGGCUUCAUUAUUGAAGUUGCUGCACUUAAAUGUGGUCAGGAGGGGGCUCACACACCCACUCUUAUCAAAGAAAUACAUAAUUUUGUGGUCUGUUAUCCGUUUUCUAUUGUGUGUAAAAGUAAAUACAUUUUGUAUAUUUUGAUGCUUUAUAUAUAUAUAUUUUCAAUAUAAAGAGCUGAUAAA
Myripristis murdjan (pinecone soldierfish) is the source of this 3851-nucleotide messenger RNA. RefSeq names its product GTPase IMAP family member 8-like. The record is from RefSeq and is a predicted model, not a curated record. Gene Ontology annotation, molecular function: GTP binding. Bases 559 to 2400 code for a protein of 613 amino acids. The transcript has 6 exons. NCBI's taxonomy places the organism in Eukaryota, Metazoa, Chordata, Actinopteri, Holocentriformes, Holocentridae.